Molecule: messenger RNA, 6307 nt
Organism: Caretta caretta (loggerhead turtle)
Lineage: Eukaryota; Metazoa; Chordata; Testudines; Cheloniidae
Gene: ADGRB3
Product: adhesion G protein-coupled receptor B3
Biological process (GO): negative regulation of angiogenesis; adenylate cyclase-activating G protein-coupled receptor signaling pathway; neuron remodeling
Cellular component (GO): synaptic cleft; postsynapse; plasma membrane
Molecular function (GO): G protein-coupled receptor activity
Source: RefSeq, a predicted model, not a curated record
GGGCGCGCACACCCCACCGGAGGGGCUCCGAGGCGGGAGCCGAGCGCACAGGCGCACACGGGAGCGCGCACACACGCACACACACACACACUCUCUGUCUCACACGCUGACUUGCUCUCUUUCUAACACACACACACAGAGAGAGCUUUACUAUCGCUCUCCCGCUGUACUCCCUCCUCACUCAGCAUUCAAACAGCUUGCCGGCAUCACCAGCCAAGGAUUUUUCCCCCCGGCCGCUGUCCGUCCAUCAGUACCUGAGGGGGGAGGAGGAGCAGGGAGAAAAGAGGAAUAAGUAUAUUCAUAAUAAUAACAACAGCCAAAACCCACCACCACAUCUGCGUUAGGGCGGCAGUAGCCUGUAGGUCUCCUCUCGGCUCAUCGCUUGCCUGGUAUCUCCGCUGAUCGGUUUGUUGGGUUAGACUUUGGUUCAAGUUAAAAAACAAAACAAAACAAAACAAAAAAAAACCUUCGCUGUUCAGCCAGGUCCAUUCCCCCCCCCCCCCCCUGCAGUCUCUCUGGUUUGGGGCUUUUUCUUUUCCUUCACAUGGUGGAUUUGGUGGAUCCGGAGCCAAAGCUUUGCGCGGUGCUGGGGUUUCCUCUGUGCCUGUGUUUUUUUGUUGUUGUUUUUUCCCCCCUUUCUUCUUCUCUCCUUUAAAUCUUGGUUUUGAACCUGAGCCUGGGAAAAUGGGAAACGGUGCUUCCGACAGAAGGGGAAUCGCUCCAUCGCUGUUGUUGGGACGCGUGCCUGUGGCGCUAGUGUUUUAGAGAAAUAGCCUGACAGCUAUCGGAGUGGAAGAGCAACAGUGGAAGAGGCUGCAAUCUAAAGAGUUUUUUAAAUUAACUUGGCAUCACUUUUGUCUGCUCACACUUGUAAACAGAAAGCGAAAAGACACUCAUUGAUAAGAGAUAAGCAACUUCUCAAAGGUUAAAGCUGAAAACAUUCAAGUUUUAUUUUUUGGAUAACAGAGGCCAAAUGACAUAGGAUGAAGGCUGUUCGUAAUUUGCUGAUUUAUAUAUUUUCCACCUAUCUACUGGUUAUGUUUGGAUUUAAUGCUGCCCAAGACUUCUGGUGUUCCACGCUGGUGAAGGGGGUCAUUUAUGGAUCGUAUUCUCUAAAUGAAAUGUUUCCUAAAAACUUUACAAACUGCACUUGGACGCUGGAAAAUCCAGAUCCGACCAAAUAUAGUAUUUACCUGAAAUUUUCCAAAAAGGACUUCAGCUGCUCCAACUUUUCCCUUUUGGCUUAUCAGUUUGAUCAUUUUUCCCAUGAAAAAAUAAAGGAUCUUUUAAAAAAUAACCAUUCUAUAAUGCAGCUCUGCGAUUCCAAGAAUGCUUUUGUAUUUCUGCAAUAUGAUAAAAAUUUUAUUCAGAUACGCCGGGUUUUUCCCAUCGAUUUCCCAGGAUUACACAAAAAGGAAGAAGACCAAAAAUCUUUCUUUGAGUUUUUGGUGUUGAAUAAGGUGAGCCCAAGCCAGUUUGGUUGCCAUGUAUUAUGCACUUGGCUAGAGAACUGCCUGAAAUCCGAGAACGGGAGAACCGAGUCCUGUGGGAUCAUGUAUACAAAAUGUACCUGCCCUCAGCAUUUGGGAGAAUGGGGAAUAGACGACCAGUCCCUGGUGUUGCUCAGCAAUGUGGUGCUGCCCCUCAAUGAGCAGACGGAGGGGUGUCUGACCCAGGAGCUGCAAACUACCCAGGUCUGCAACCUUAGCAAAGAAGCUAAACGGCCGCCAAAAGAAGAAUUUGGAAUGAUGGGAGAUCACACAAUUAAAAGUCAGCGACCUCGAUCUGUUCAUGAGAAAAGGGUCCCUCAGGAACAAGCUGAUGCUGCUAAAUUUAUGGCACAAACUGGUGAAUCUGGUGUUGAAGAGUGGGCCCAAUGGAGCACAUGUUCAGUUACUUGUGGUCAAGGGUCGCAGGUGCGAACCAGAACUUGUGUAUCACCUUACGGGACACACUGCAGCGGCCCUUUAAGAGAAUCAAGGGUUUGCAAUAACACUGCCCUCUGUCCAGUACAUGGAGUUUGGGAGGAGUGGUCACCUUGGAGCUUGUGUUCAUUCACAUGUGGUCGAGGCCAAAGAACAAGAACAAGGUCAUGUAUACCUCCACAGUAUGGGGGAAGAUCGUGUGAUGGACCUGAAACACAACAUAAACCUUGCAAUAUUGCUCUCUGCCCCGUUGAUGGACAGUGGCAAGAGUGGAGUUCAUGGAGUCAGUGCUCAGUGACGUGUUCCAAUGGCACGCAGCAGAGAAGUCGACAGUGCACUGCGGCUGCUCAUGGAGGUUCUGAAUGCAGAGGUCCUUGGGCUGAAAGCAGAGAGUGCCAUAACCCAGAAUGUACAGCUAACGGUCAGUGGAACCAAUGGGGUCACUGGAGUGGAUGUUCCAAGUCAUGUGAUGGUGGCUGGGAAAGGCGAAUAAGGAUUUGUCAAGGUGCAGCUGUGACUGGGCAACAGUGUGAAGGAACUGGUGAGGAAAUCAGACGAUGCAGUGAACAGAAGUGCCCUGCACCUUAUGAAAUAUGUCCUGAAGAUUAUUUGAUGUCAAUGGUGUGGAAAAGGACCCCAGCUGGUGACAUGGCAUUCAAUCGAUGUCCUCUCAAUGCCACAGGCACCACUAGCAGACGCUGCUCUCUCAGUGUUCAUGGAGUGGCCUUCUGGGAACAACCAAGCUUUGCUAGAUGCAUAUCAAAUGAGUACAGACACUUGCAGCAUUCAAUUAAAGAGCAUCUGGCCAAAGGACAGAGGAUGCUGGCUGGUGAUGGAAUGUCCCAGGUGACCAAAACACUGUUGGAUUUAACUCAGAGGAAAAACUUUUAUGCAGGGGAUCUUCUGAUUUCUGUGGAAAUUCUCAGAAACGUGACAGACACAUUUAAAAGGGCAAGUUAUAUCCCUGCAUCUGAUGGUGUCCAGAACUUCUUUCAAAUAGUUAGUAACCUGCUAGAUGAAGAGAACAAAGAGAAAUGGGAAGAUGCACAGCAGAUCUAUCCAGGAUCAGUGGAGCUAAUGCAGGUGAUUGAAGAUUUUAUACACAUUGUUGGAAUGGGGAUGAUGGACUUUCAGAAUUCAUACCUAAUGACUGGAAAUGUAGUGGCUAGCAUUCAGAAGCUUCCUGCAGCAUCUGUUCUAACAGACAUCAAUUUCCCAAUGAAAGGAAGAAAAGGAAUGGUUGACUGGGCACGAAAUUCAGAAGACAGGGUUGUCAUUCCAAAAAAUAUCUUCACUCCUAUGUCAUCAGAACUAGAUGAAUCCACUGUAUUUGUGCUUGGAGCGGUGCUGUACAAAAAUUUAGAACUCAUUUUGCCCACUUUAAGAAAUUUUACUGUUGUUAAUUCCAAAAUCAUUGUCGUCACUAUAAGGCCUGAACCUAAAACAGCGGAUUCAUUUCUAGAGAUAGAGUUAGCACAUCUGGCUAAUGGCACAUUGAAUCCCUAUUGUGUGCUGUGGGAUGAUUCAAGAAUGAACGACUCUUUGGGAACCUGGUCCACCCAGGGAUGUAAAACUGUGCUUACCGAUGCAUCCCAUACGAAAUGCUUAUGUGAUCGUCUCUCUACCUUCGCCAUUUUGGCUCAGCAACCUAGAGAAAUAAUCAUGGAAUCAUCUGGUGCCCCCUCAGUAACCCUAAUAGUAGGCAGUGGUCUCUCAUGCUUGGCCUUGAUCACCCUAGCAGUUGUCUAUGCAGCACUAUGGAGGUACAUCAGAUCGGAGAGGUCAAUAAUUCUAAUUAAUUUCUGCCUAUCUAUUAUCUCAUCAAAUAUUCUUAUACUGGUUGGACAAACUCAGACACAUAAUAAGGGCAUCUGCACCACGACCACCGCAUUUUUACACUUCUUCUUCUUAGCUUCGUUCUGUUGGGUUUUGACAGAAGCGUGGCAGUCGUACAUGGCUGUUACUGGAAAAAUUAGGACACGACUCAUAAGGAAACGCUUUUUGUGCCUUGGAUGGGGUUUACCAGCAUUAGUAGUGGCAAUAUCAAUAGGCUUUACCAAGACGAAAGGAUAUGGAACAUCUCACUACUGCUGGCUGUCUCUCGAAGGAGGACUACUCUAUGCGUUUGUUGGACCUGCGGCUGCUGUUGUCUUGGUCAACAUGGUGAUUGGCAUUUUGGUAUUUAAUAAACUUGUUUCCAGAGAUGGGAUCCUAGAUAAAAAGCUCAAACACAGAGCGGGUCAGAUGAGUGAGCCUCAUAGCGGUUUGACGCUCAAAUGUGCCAAGUGUGGAGUAGUUUCAACAACAGCUUUGUCAGCCACCACCGCCAGUAAUGCCAUGGCAUCCCUUUGGAGUUCCUGUGUUGUGUUGCCUCUUCUUGCUCUGACGUGGAUGUCGGCAGUUCUGGCCAUGACAGACAAAAGAUCAAUAUUAUUUCAGAUACUCUUCGCAGUAUUUGAUUCAUUGCAAGGCUUUGUUAUUGUCAUGGUCCACUGCAUUCUCCGAAGAGAGGUUCAAGAUGCAUUUAGAUGUCGAUUAAGAAACUGCCAAGAUCCAAUCAAUGCAGAUUCUUCAAGCUCUUUUCCUAAUGGACAUGCUCAGAUCAUGACAGAUUUUGAAAAAGAUGUGGACAUUGCUUGUCGGUCAGUUCUACAUAAGGAUAUUGGACCAUGCAGAGCAGCUACAAUAACAGGAACACUUUCUAGAAUUUCACUAAAUGAUGACGAAGAAGAGAAAGGAGCAAACCCUGAAGGUAUGAGCUAUUCAACAUUGCCCGGAAGCAUCAUUUCUAAAGUCAUCAUUCAGCAGCCGACAGGCCUCCACAUGCCUAUGAGCAUGAGUGAGCUGGCCAAUCAGUGUUUGAAAAAAGACAACAGUGAGUUGCGGCGGACUGUGUAUUUAUGCACUGAUGAUAACUUGAGAGGUGCAGACAUGGACAUAGUCAAUCCUCAAGAACGGAUGAUGGAAAGUGACUAUAUUGUCAUGCCCAGAGGUUCAGUAAACACCCAGCAAUCAUUGAAAGAUGAGAGCAAAUUGAAUAUAGGCAUGGAUACCUUGCCUCAUGAAAGGCUGUUGCACUAUAAAGUUAAUCCGGAAUUCAACAUGAAUCCCUCUGUAAUGGACCAAUUCAAUAUCAAUUUAGAUCAGCAUCUUCCCACCCAGGAACAUAUGCAGAAUUUGGCCUUUGAGCCCCGCACAGCAGUAAAGAACUUCAUAGCCUCCGAGUUGGAUGACAAUGCAGGAUUAGCAAGAAGCGAAACUGGAUCCACAAUAUCAAUGAGUUCUUUAGAGAGAAGAAAAUCACGUUAUUCGGACCUUGACUUUGAAAAGGUUAUGCAUACAAGGAAGAGGCACAUGGAAUUGUUUCAGGAAUUAAAUCAGAAAUUUCAGACUCUGGACAGAUUUCGGGACGUACCAAAAUCAGGAAGUAUGAACAAACAUCCAGACUGCAAUUCAGAAACCAAAUUUGCAGUGCAGCAAGAGAAGCAGUGUUGUUCUAGGAGGCACAAGAGGCAAAAUCACGUGACCUUCGAUUUCUGUCAGGAACCAAAUGGAGGUCAAAUGGAAAACCCAACACCAAACAAGGCUCCAUGGGACAGUUUCAAAAACACGAAUGAAUACCAACACUAUACCACAAUAAACGUAUUAGAUACAGAGGCAAAAGAUGCUUUAGAACUAAGACCAGCAGAAUGGGAGAAGUGUCUGAACUUGCCUUUAGAUGUGCAGGAAGGUGACUUUCAAACAGAAGUUUAACAAAAUCAAAACAAACUGAAAUGAAAACAAAACAAAAAUGAAUUCAUUGCACUGACGCUAAAGAGACUUGGGAAGCCUGACAUUUGUGUCUGAACAUUGUGACUACUUUAUGUCAGGAUCUUCAUGUGCCAAAUGUCAGUGGGAUUUUUUCGUACAAUAUAUUCCCACUAGUAAAGUUAGUGGAGAACCAGGUGUACAAUUCUUACCAUCGUGUGUUGUAAGUACCCGUGGAAUGGAUUUGUAAGGUAAUCUUUAUAGAUAAACCUCAAGCAACGAUUCAUGUUGUAACAGCUUCAUUUGGUUUAGUUUUCAAAAAACUUCACCAUGAAGCACAAUGUAUAUAUUUAUGCAGUUUUUAAAGUUUAUAACAGUCUGUUUGGCCAUUACUACACUUUUUACUUUAUAAUAUAAAAGCAAAGUUUUUGUCAUUAAAUGAAUGUCUGUUGAGCUACAUUCUUCAUUGCUUUAAAUGCAAUAAAGUAAUAAUCUCACUUUUAUAUGAAUAAUAUAUUUCACAUCUUUAUUAUUGCAGUUUUCUCUGGAAAGCUCAGAGUAGCUUUCUCUGCUGCAGCUGUGUAUAAAAUAUUUAAAAUGUUGUAUGGUGUAAAUAAACUUUUGUCUACAUAUCA